Messenger RNA from Raphanus sativus (radish), 2533 nucleotides. RefSeq lists its product as uncharacterized. Lineage: Eukaryota; Viridiplantae; Streptophyta; Magnoliopsida; Brassicales; Brassicaceae. The transcript is spliced from 8 exons. The record is from RefSeq and is a predicted model, not a curated record. Bases 261 to 2357 code for a protein of 698 amino acids.
CGAGAGCCCUUAUUCUUACCGUCAUCCGUCUCUCUCUCUUCUCUCUCUCUUGUUGUCUGUUUGGAUAAACCCUAGAUCAAGGCAGAACUGAUAAUCGAGAGACCCCUCCAUUUUAUACAGCUUCUCUUCUCUGGAGGAAUCAAUAAUAAAGCCCUAAAAUUGAUCCCGAUCAUUCGAGAACCAAGCUUCUGGAUUGUGUGGGGGAAACACUCUUUUGUCUUUUCGAAAACCUUAAAGAUCUGAGGCGGAGUUGUGUGCUAAUGUCUACUAACAAAACCCUGAAUAUGCUGGAAAGCUUGGUUAAAGACUCUUCUUUCAAAUGGCUCCUCGGCAAACAAAGCUCCUUCGACGAAGAAAUCGAGGAGCUGGGAAGAUCCCCUUCUGCUGGCACCAACUGGAUCCCUGAGCUCUCUCCUGUUGCCAAUGUCGUUGUCCGCAGGUGUUCCAAAAUACUCGGAGUUUCAGCGAAUGACCUGAGAGAUAGUUUCAAACAAGAGGCAUCCGAAUCUUUAAAACAGCCUUCUCUAUUUGCAAGGAACUUUCUAGAGUACUGUUGUUUCAGAGCACUUUCGCUCUCCGUGGGAGUAACAGGUCAUCUAGCCGAUAAAAAGUUUCGGCGUUUGACUUUCGACAUGAUGGUUGUCUGGGAAGUCCCAGCUGUUGCUAGCCAGGCUCUUCUCAGUGUAGAAGAAGAUGCAACAGUGAGUCUAGAAGCCUUCUCACGGAUAGCACCAGCAGUUCCUAUUAUAGCUGAUGUCAUCAUCUGUGAAAAUCUCUUCGGUAUGCUUACUUCUUCAACCGGUGGUCGACUCCAUUUCUCUGUUUACGACAAGUACUUAUGUGGACUCGAGAGAGCAAUAAAGAAGAUGAGGACUCAGUCAGAGUCAUCUCUGCUCUCCGGUGUACGACCAAAAAAGGAGAAGAUUCUUGAAAUAGACGGGACGGUUACUACGCAACCAGUUCUCGAACACGUGGGAAUGUCAACAUGGCCAGGUCGCUUGAUUCUGACGGACCAUUCGCUAUAUUUCGAGGCCUUAAAGGUCGUCUCUUACGACAAACCAAAGCGGUAUGACUUAUCUGAAGACCUAAAGCAAAUAGUCAAACCGGAGUUAACCGGUCCUUGGGGCACUCGGCUUUUCGACAAGGCCGUCUCUUACAAGUCUAUAUCUCUAUCAGAACCGGCGGUUAUGGAGUUCCCGGAGCUUAAAGGCCACACAAGGCGUGACUACUGGCUAGCUGUUAUACGAGAAGUGUUGUACGUUCACAGAUACGUAAACAAGUACAAGAUCACUGGUUUGGCGAGAGACGAAGCACUCUCGAAGGCUGUGCUCGGCGUUAUACGUGUGCAAGCUAUCCAAGAACUCAGCUUGACUACGAACUCCAUGUGUUACGAGAAUCUUCUUCCUUUCAAUCUCUGUGACCAGCUUCCCGGUGGGGAUCUGAUCCUCGAGACGCUUGCUGAGAUGUCUACUUCGAGAGAGCUUCAUCGAUCGAAUAGAUCCAAAGAUACAGCAGGGACGUUACACUCCUCAGCUUCAGAUAUGGUUUCACAGCUUGGUUCUGUGUUCGGAGGGUCGAGUCCAAGAAGCAGAACGAGUGAGAAGACGAGUAGUCUUGUGGUGGGUGAGGUAGUGGUUGGAGAUGUGAAUCCUUUAGAGAGAGCAGUGAAGGAGUCACGUAAGAACUACGAGAAGGUUGUGCUUGCGCAAGAGACUGUUAAUGGUGUCAAGAUGGAAGGCAUCGACACCAACUUAGCCGUCAUGAAGGAACUGAUGCUUCCGGUAAUGGAAACAUGGAAUGUGGUUUUGUCUCUGUUGAAUUGGGACGAUCCUGUGAAGUCUACCGUCUUCUGUCUCUUCUCGAGUUUAAUAAUCUGGAAAGGAUGGGUUGUUUACGUCUUUGCUCUCGCGUCUCUCUUCUCCGCGGUCUUCAUGGUUCUCACGAGAUGUUUGAGCAGAGGGAAGCUCAUGGUCGAGCUGAAAGUAACCGCUCCACCACCUAUGAGCACUAUGGAACAGCUUUUAGCUGUCCAGAACGGUAUCUCGGAGCUAGAACAGAACAUUCAAGACGGGAACAUCGUUCUCCUCAAGUUCCGAGCCUUACUAUUCUCUCUUUUCCCUCAGGCGAGCGAGAAGUUUGCAGUUGCGAUGGUGGUUGCAGCUACCAUGCUGGCUUUUGUUCCGGGACGUUACUUGCUUCUGGUGGUGUUUGUGGAGCUUUUCACGAGAUACUCGCCGCCGCGACGAGCAAGCACGGAGCGGCUGAUUAGGCGGUUGAGAGAGUGGUGGUUUAGUAUACCGGCGGCUCCUGUGAUCCUCCAACAUGAUGACAAGAACGAAACCAAGAAAAAAAAAUGAGUAAGGGAAUGUUUGUUUUUCUUAGUAGUUGCACAGUAUGUACAUACUUAAUGUUCUAUACUUACGGCAUAUAUGUACAUUUUAUGCAUGGUAAUCUUUUUCGUGCUUUUGUGUGUUAUGAGUUAAUAUUCGGGAGUUAAAUCUUGAAAUUAAUAAAAGUAUUUACAAGUUUGGGA